CGGAAAAAUGCACAAUCGCAGGACUAUCUGACGUCUAGCUUGUGGAUCUAAUUUUUACAAUUAGAAAAUCUAGAAGAAACAAACAGGAAACGAGUCUUCUGCUCCACAACAAUGACGGACUCGUUCUACGCUGCCAAGGCUGAUGUAGCUUCGUCUCCCGUCCCCAUGGCUUCCUCAGGACGAGCGAGCAGUAUGUUCAGCGAAUACCAGAGCAACGAAGUCAUCAUCAAACACUACAACUACACAGGCAAGCUGAAUGCCAGCAAGUACAAGACUGGACUCACAGGCGAGUCCAUCGCUGUCCUGCUGGUCUGCCUGCUUAUCGUUGCAGAAAAUGCCAUCGUGCUUGCAGCCAUCUGGAAGAACAAGAAGUUUCAUAUUCCCAUGUACUAUUUAUUGGGCAAUUUAACUCUCUCCGACCUGCUCGCAGGUUUGACCUACAUGAUAAACAUCAUAACAUCUGGUGCCAACACGUUACACAUGACCCCUGUGCUGUAUUUCCUGAGGGAGGGGUGUGUGUUCAUCAUGCUGGCAGCUUCGGUCAUCAGUCUGCUGGCCAUCGCCAUUGAGCGCCAUGUCACCAUGGUGAGGAUGAAGCCGUACCAAGGGGACAAACAGGGUCGGAUGUUUAUCCUGAUCGGAGCCAGCUGGAUGCUGUCCGUGUUUCUGGGCGUCCUGCCGGUCCUGGGGUGGAACUGUAUCACACAGCUGGAGAACUGCUCCACCGUUCUGCCGCUCUACGCCAAAAGUUACGUCCUGUUCUGCAUCACGGUCUUCAGCGCCAUCCUCCUGUCCAUUGUGGUGCUGUACGUUCGCAUCUUCCGCAUCGUCAAGUCCAACACCCAGCGCCUCACCACGGUACCACAAAGGAAAGGCCUUUACCGCAAGUCCAAGAAGUACAUGGCGCUGCUGAAGACGGUCACCAUCGUCCUGGGUGUCUUCAUUGCAUGCUGGCUGCCUCUUUUCAUCCUCUUCCUGCUGGACUUCUGCUGCCCCAUCGGACACUGCAAAGUGCUCUAUAAGGCCGAUUACUUUCUGGCCACUGCGAUCCUCAACUCCCUGUUGAACCCCAUCAUCUACACGUUGACCAGCAAAGAUAUGAGGAAGGCCAUCCUCAAGCUUCUCUGCCGCCACUGUCUCCUAACCAAAGACGGAAAGAUGAAGAAUUUCGGAAUGGCCUUCUUAGAUUUUAGCACCACUAAGACAGAUGCAGCCUCUCACAGGUUGGAGGGACUGGAGACGACGGUGUCCUCUGGUAACUUUACACCCUCAACCGUUAAAGCCAUUUAUCCCAGGAUUUCUAGGAUAUGACUGUC
This is a messenger RNA of Nematolebias whitei (Rio pearlfish), 1316 nucleotides long. It is a transcript of the gene s1pr5a, whose product is annotated as sphingosine-1-phosphate receptor 5a. The coding region runs from base 112 to 1311 and encodes 399 amino acids. Gene Ontology annotation, cellular component: membrane. Gene Ontology annotation, molecular function: sphingosine-1-phosphate receptor activity. Lineage: Eukaryota; Metazoa; Chordata; Actinopteri; Cyprinodontiformes; Rivulidae. Gene Ontology annotation, biological process: G protein-coupled receptor signaling pathway. The transcript has a single exon. The record is from RefSeq and is a predicted model, not a curated record.